This is a messenger RNA of Misgurnus anguillicaudatus (oriental weatherfish), 3378 nucleotides long. RefSeq names its product DEAD (Asp-Glu-Ala-Asp) box polypeptide 46 (gene ddx46). The record is from RefSeq and is a predicted model, not a curated record. NCBI's taxonomy places the organism in Eukaryota, Metazoa, Chordata, Actinopteri, Cypriniformes, Cobitidae. Gene Ontology annotation, molecular function: RNA helicase activity; nucleic acid binding; ATP binding.
CAGCGGAAGUUGUCACUCUACAGCAUCCGGGUUACAGAGUUACUCGCGACAUCAUGGGACGAGAGUCUCGCCAUUACAGGAAGCGAUCAGGUUCGAGGGGAAGGUCCGGCAGCAGAUCUAAGAGCAGAUCGCCAGACUCAAAGCGAUCCAAGAAAGAUGAUCGGGCUGGGUCACGGAACCGCGAGCGAAGCAGAAGAGAGAGAUCACGCAGCCGAGACCGCCGAAGAUCACGAUCCAGAGACAGAAAGAGACCGAGGCGCUCAAGGAGUCGGGACAGGAGGCGGUCAAGGAGUCGAGACCGCAGGAGGAGCAAGAGCAGGAGCAGGGGAAGGAGCAAGGAGAAGGUGGAAAAUGGAGACCAGUCUACAGACAAGAAGAAAAUUAAGGAGGAAAAAGAAGAGGAGAAGGUUGAAGAUCAAGAAUUUGACCAGAACACUUUGGAGGAAGAGAUGAGAAAGAGAAAAGAGCGUGUGGAGAAAUGGAGGGAGGAACAGAGGAAGAAAGCCAUGGAGAACAUUGGAGAACUCAAAAAAGAGCUGGAGGAGAUGAAGCAGGGGAAGAAAUGGAGUCUGGAGGAUGAUGAUGAUGAUGAUGAGGAGCCUUUAGCCCCAGUGGACCAGGAAGAGGAAGAGGAGGAGGAGGAGGGAGACGGAGAAAAGGACAAAGUCACAGAAACCGAGACCGCCACACGUAUGGAGGAGGAAACUGGAGAGGAGCUGGACCCUCUGGAUGCCUACAUGGAGGAGGUGAAAGAGGAAGUCAAGAAGUUCAACAUGGGCACCAUGAAAGGAGGAAAUGACAAGAAAGGAGGCAUGACUGUGACGAAAGUGGUGACCGUUGUGAAAACAAAGAAGAUGCCCCAGACUGGCAAGAAGAAAGGAGAGCUUAUGGAGAACGAUCAGGAUGCCAUGGAGUAUUCAUCAGAGGAAGAGGAGGUGGAUCUGCAGACGGCCCUCACAGGCUUUCAGACCAAACAAAGAAAAGUCCUGGAGCCUGUUGAUCAUAAGAAGAUUGAAUAUGAGUCCUUCCGCAAGAACUUCUAUGUGGAAGUGCCGGAGCUGCUCAGGAUGACACCUGAGGAGGUGAGUGAAUACCGCCUGGAGCUGGAGGGCAUCACAGUCAAAGGCAAAGGAUGUCCAAAGCCCAUCAAAACCUGGGUACAGUGUGGGAUAUCCAUGAAGGUUCUGAAUGCACUAAAGAAACACAAUUAUGAAAAACCAACCCCAAUCCAAGCCCAGGCCAUACCGGCCAUCAUGUCAGGGCGCGACCUCAUCGGCAUCGCUAAGACUGGAAGUGGAAAGACUAUCGCCUUUCUCCUACCCAUGUUUCGCCACAUAUUAGACCAGAGACCUUUAGGGGAGGGUGAAGGUCCCAUCUGUGUGAUAAUGACCCCCACACGAGAACUGGCUCUGCAGAUCACCAAAGAGUGCAAGAAGUUUUCCAAACCCUUGGGCUUGAGGGUGGUCUGUGUUUAUGGGGGCACUGGCAUCAGCGAGCAGAUUGCCGAGUUGAAGCGAGGUGCAGAAAUCAUAGUGUGCACACCAGGAAGAAUGAUUGACAUGUUAGGUGCCAACAGCGGUCGAGUCACUAAUCUACGAAGAGUGACGUAUGUGGUGAUGGACGAAGCAGACCGCAUGUUUGAUAUGGGCUUUGAACCACAGGUGAUGCGUAUCAUAGAUAAUGUUAGGCCAGACCGUCAGACCGUGAUGUUCUCCGCCACUUUCCCACGAACUAUGGAGGCCCUGGCCCGAAGGACCCUGUCCAAACCCAUUGAGGUGCUUGUGGGGGGCAGGAGUGUUGUGUGUUCAGAUGUGGAGCAACAUGUGAUUGUAAUCGAGGAGGAGAAGAAGUUAAAGCUGCUGGAGAUUCUGGGUCACUAUCAGGAGAAGGGCGCUGUCAUCAUCUUUGUGGAUAAACAGGAACAUGCUGAUGGGCUCCUGAAAGACCUGAUGAAAGCAUCUUACCCCUGCAUGUCAUUACAUGGAGGCAUUGAUCAGUACGACAGGGACAGCAUCAUCAAUGACUUUAAGAAUGGAGUGUGCCGGCUACUGGUGGCCACCUCGGUGGCGGCACGAGGCCUGGAUGUGAAGCACCUCAUUCUGGUGAUCAAUUACAACUGUCCCAACCACUAUGAAGACUACGUUCACCGCGCCGGGCGCACAGGCCGAGCGGGCAACAAAGGAUAUGCAUACACCUUCAUCACUAUAGAUCAGGCCCGGUAUGCCGGUGACAUCAUCAAGGCUCUGGAGCUGUCUGGAUCUCCUGUUCCUGCAGAACUCGAGCUGCUGUGGACGAGCUUCAAAGAACAACAGAAGGCUGAGGGUAAAAGUAUCAAGAGCAGCAGCGGUUUCUCUGGGAAAGGUUUUAAGUUUGAUGAGACUGAACAUGCACUGGCCAAUGAAAGAAAGAAACUGCAGAAGGCUGCAUUGGGCCUGCACGACUCGGACGAUGAAGACACCGCUCUGGAUAUUGAUGAGCAGAUCGAAAGCAUGUUUAACUCAAAGAAGCGCGUGAAGGAUUUCUCGGCUCCAGGCGGGGCUGCGGGAGCGCCUGCUGUCGGGGUAACGGUCACUGCCGUGUCAGGUCAGAGUAGUGUGGCAGCCCCAUCUGCUGGAAACAUCCAGAAACUAGAAAUGGCCAAGAAACUCGCUCAAAGGAUACAAGUGCAGAAGAAUCUUGGUGCCGAAGCCCAGGACGUGAUGCAGCAGGCGACGAACGCCAUCCUGAGAGGCGGUACGAUGAUCGCUCCCUCGGUUUCGGCCAAGACCAUCGCAGAACAGCAGGCAGAGAAGAUCAACGCCAAACUCAACUACACACCCGUGGAGAAACUGGACGAGGAGAGACAAGCAGCCGAGGCAGCAGACACUGUGAAGCGAUACGAGGAGGAGUUAGAAAUCAAUGACUUUCCACAGACGGCUAGAUGGAAAGUCACGUCUAAAGAGGCCCUUCAACGCAUCGGCGAGUAUUCCGAGGCGGCCAUCACUAUACGGGGAACAUACUUCCCACCAGGCAAAGAACCCAAAGAGGGAGAACGCAAGAUCUACUUGGCUAUUGAGAGUGCUAAUGAGCUGGCUGUCCAGAAGGCAAAAGCAGAAAUCACACGUCUCAUCAAAGAGGAACUCAUCCGCUUACAAAACUCAUACCAACCAACCAGCAAGGGCCGAUACAAGGUUUUGUAGUGCAGAAAGCAGAGGAUUAUCGCUUGUUUCUCCUUUUCAACAAUACAACACUUUUUGUUUUGUGAGAUGAUUUUGCUACCUUGAAAUUUCUGACACAUUUAUUCUUUUAGUAUGCAUUGAUCAUGCUAAAUAUUUUAGAAAAUGUCAUGUUAACUGCCUAGUGAACUUCAUUUGGAAAUAAAGUGUUUUUCCUCGUGUA